Molecule: messenger RNA, 513 nt
Organism: Aspergillus chevalieri
Lineage: Eukaryota; Fungi; Ascomycota; Eurotiomycetes; Eurotiales; Aspergillaceae
Product: putative zinc knuckle domain protein (Byr3)
Exons: 6
Coding region: 1-513 (170 amino acids)
Biological process (GO): positive regulation of cytoplasmic translation
Cellular component (GO): cytoplasm
Molecular function (GO): mRNA binding; zinc ion binding; translation regulator activity
Source: RefSeq, a predicted model, not a curated record
AUGGACUACCAGAACGGAGGCCGUGGAUGCUUCAACUGCGGUGAUGCAUCGCACCAGGCUCGUGAUUGCCCCAAGAAGGGAACUCCUACCUGUUACAACUGUGGUGGCCGAGAAUGCACUGUAGCUCCGAAGGAAAAGACUUGCUACCGUUGCGGUGUCAGUGGUCACAUUUCGCGUGAAUGCCCUCAGUCUGGUUCGACCGAUGGCUACAGUGGUGCCGUCGGCGGCCAGGAAUGUUACAAGUGCGGUCAGGUUGGACACAUUGCUCGCAGCUGUUCCCAGGGUGGCAGCUACGGAGGUGGAUUUGGUGGUGGAUACGGCGGUCGGCAGCAGACCUGCUAUUCUUGUGGCGGAUUCGGCCACAUGGCCCGCGAUUGCACUCAAGGCCAGAAGUGCUACAACUGUGGUGAGAUCGGCCAUGUUUCCCGCGACUGCCCUACGGAGGCCAAGGGUGAGCGUGUCUGCUACAAGUGCAAGGAAGCCGGACACGUUCAGGCCGCCUGCCCCAACUAA